AUGCAAGGAUGGCGUAUCAGCAUGGAAGACGCCCACAGCGUCCACCUCUACCUUCCCCCUGCUUCUGAUGACUCAAAACCCAUCGUCUCCGCCCCCGAUAUCCCUCAACAGCCGGAAGGUUCAACAGUCACCAGCAACAACGCCGGAGAGACUGGCAACGCUCUUUUCGGUGUGUUUGACGGACAUGGUGGUCAGGCCGUGGCCAAAUUCGCGGGAUCCACUUUGCAUACCAGGCUAGCUGGUCUGCCUGCUUACAAGGAUGGCGAUUAUGAGGCUGCGUUGAACCAGGCUUUCAUCAAGACAGAUGAAGACUUGCGUGCGGACCCUUCUUUCUUGAGCGAUCCUUCGGGGUGUACCGCUGUGGUCGGACUCAUCACCACUGACGGUCGGAUCAUCUGUGCCAACGCUGGUGACUCUCGGUCAGUCCUUGGGUACAAGGGCGAGGCCAAGGCCAUGUCCAACGACCACAAGCCCACCAAUGCCGAGGAGACCGCCCGAAUCACCGCUGGAGGUGGUUUCGUCGAUUUCGGCCGAGUCAACGGCAACCUCGCCCUCUCCCGAGCCAUGGGCGACUUUGAAUUCAAGCAAAACUUUUCCCUCUCCCCCGAAAAGCAGAUCGUCACUGUCGUUCCCGAAAUAAUUACCCACAAACUCGACAGCGAGGAGGAGUUCCUCGUGCUUGCCUGUGAUGGUAUCUGGGAUUGUUUGUCUAGUCAGCAGGUGGUGGACUUCACGAGGAGGGGCAUUGCGCAAGGAAAGCCAUUGGGUCAGAUCUGUGAGGAGAUGAUGGUCAAGUGUCUGGCCAAGGACAGCAGCACGGGUGGCAUCGGGUGUGACAACAUGACUGUUGUUGUUGUUGCGCUUCUGAAUGGCAGAACACCGGAGGAAUGGCAAAACUGGGUCAAGGAGCGAGUUGACAACAAGGUUGGCCACGACACCCCCGAAUCCAUCCCCGAUAUCUUCCCCGAACCUACCGGUCCUGCCAUGGGCGGCUUUGGUGGCUCUGGCUUCCGUGUCGCUGGCGGUGCCGGCGGUCUUGCCAACAUUGCCUCCAUCCUUGGUGCUUCCGGUAUCACUUUCCGUCCCAACUAUGACGAUAACGACGAUGAUGACGACGACGACGAGGAACUCCAAAUCAUCGGCGACUCCUCCAGCCAGUCGUCAGGCGUUAGUUUUUUGGAUGACAAGGCGGUUGACGGGGAGACAAAGCCCAAGUCUAUCACGGGACAGCUCGAGGAGGAAGGAGAUGAUGUGGUGCUGAGGGGUGUUGGCAAGAAGGGAUCAGUGAAGCUUGUGGAUGAGGACGGAGACUCUGCUAUGGACUCGGACGACUCGGACUCGACCACCACUGGCAACGACCCCUCGCCCCAACCGUCCGCCCCCGCCCCCGUAGCUCACGGCGCUGCCGGCUCCCCUAUUCCCCCAUCAUUCUUCUCUAUCGGUUCCCCCACUGUGCCUACCCCUUCAGCUUUGCAGGGCCACCAUGCGCAAAAAGAGGAGGAGAAGGUGGAGCAACUGAAGAGCGAGCCGCAGGGUGAUGAGGCGUCUGGUGCGGUCAAGGUUGAGGGUUUGAUGGACACCAGCGAGUCGCCCCUCAACCUCUAA
Molecule: messenger RNA, 1605 nt
Organism: Cryptococcus wingfieldii CBS 7118
Lineage: Eukaryota; Fungi; Basidiomycota; Tremellomycetes; Tremellales; Cryptococcaceae
Product: PP2Cc protein phosphatase
Exons: 6
Coding region: 1-1605 (534 amino acids)
Biological process (GO): protein dephosphorylation
Molecular function (GO): protein serine/threonine phosphatase activity; cation binding
Source: RefSeq, a predicted model, not a curated record